Molecule: messenger RNA, 1071 nt
Organism: Rangifer tarandus platyrhynchus (Svalbard reindeer)
Lineage: Eukaryota; Metazoa; Chordata; Mammalia; Artiodactyla; Cervidae
Source: the annotation of a GenBank genome assembly
AUGGCCCCCUCCCUCAGACCCACUCUGGGGCAGCCCCGCACAGACGGCCCCCCGCUGCCCACCCUUCCCCAGCAAGGCCAGGCCAGACCCUCCCGGGGCCAGACGAGAGGCUGCACGUCCCACCUCCUGUCAGCCCCCAGAUCCGGACCCCAGGUAAAGCCCAGUCAGGUCCCCCAAAGCCUGUGUGCUGGGCUGCGGUUCCGUCCUGAGAGCGAGGCCCUGGGGGAGUCCCCAGCUGUGCCCUCUGCAGGGUGGGAGGCACCGAGUCCCACCUGGGCAGAUGACCUCUGCAGGGGGCAGGUCCCGGGGCCUCAAGGUGAGUGUGCCCUGUGUGCACAGGCGUGCACAGUUGUCUGUGGGGGCGUGACUGCGUGUGUGCACACGGUGUGCGUGUGCGUGCACUGUGUGUAUACAGAAUGGCGCAGAUCUCACCCCUGUGCCACCUGUCCACCCCACUCCUGGUGCCUGGCCCAAGGGAAAGUGGGGCUGGGAAGGCCCAUGGGGGGCCCUGCACUGUGGGAGGGCGUCUCCUGGCUGCUGGGGUCCAGCCGGCCCUGGGCUGGCGCUGAUGAGACAGCCGGCAACGGCAUCUGGGGGGACCACAGCUCUGCCAGCUAUGAGUGGAGCAGGAGGGACAGGGCCAGGGUCUUCAAGGAAAGCUGGGGAGUCCUGUUUAAAAUCCGAGCGAAACACGCAGGGUCAGAGCGAGCUCUGCAAGCUUUCGUCAGAGAGCACCUGGGCCUCUCAGGCGGAGUGAAUCAGCUCCCCGGCGGCAGGCAGCGGGGAGGACCUGACCUGGGGCUGCUCCGGGGCUGCUCAGGGAGCCCGCCCCACGCCUCCAGUUUUCAUCUCCUCACUGAAGUGCUGGGGCCUCAGGCGUCAACGUCACGACGUCAGGACGACAAGACGAAGGAGGAGACCUUCCCAGGAGACGUCUGUGGAACCAGCUUCAUCUUCUCGUUGCUGCCGCGUGGGGAGGACCAGAUGCUUGGAGACCGAGCCUGGCUCCCCGAGGUGUGGGAAGCCUUCCACAGAGGAACCCUGAAGCGGGCAAGGGCUGAUUUAAAGUGA